UCUUCUCGAGUGGUCAUUUCUUUUGCAAGUGUUAAAUAAAUCAAACGAAAAAGUAAGAAAAUGAGUUCCGAAGGAUUUAAUAAGUUUUCAAGUGUAUCAAAAAUUUUAUUCUCUGAUCGUGGAGAUAAUGCAAUCAAUUUGGCUGUUGAUGCUUUUGUUCAAAUGAUGUUGCAAAGAAAAUCUGUGACUGAGUUAAUCGAACUCUUGCAUUCCAAGCAAAAUUGUGAACUAUAUAACGACAUUCUAAAGACAUUAAAGGAACUAGUGAAGAAAGGUGUAAAAUUACCACCAAGUGAAAAAAAGAAAUUCAUAAUGAGCAUUAGGAACUUUACUGAUGAUGCUCUGAGUGAACAAGCUUAUGAAAUUCUUUCUAAUGAAGAGGCUAUCGAUGAUAGUAGUGAACCUGCCCCCAAGAGGCGCAAAAUUGAUCAGGAUGCCACAGCAAAUCAUGAUAUAAAAGUGCCAAUGGAUGCUUAUGCCGAAGAUAAAGAUGAUGAUCAAUCAAACGGUCAAUUGCAUAUACAAAGUGGUGUAGGAAGACAAUCAAAUGUAUCAGAUGAUUUGGUUAUUCAUGAUGAUUCGGCCAAUAUGGUUAAAAUUCUCAACAAAUCGCGAAAUUAUAGCGAAUUUUUCAAAAUCACACAGCUUAUUAUCAAUUUCCGUUUGAACAAACCAAAAGACACAUCAAUUGAAAAAUGGAUGGAAAACGGAUUUGAUGCUGUCAUUGAGGAAAUUCGGAAGGACUCCAAAUCAAAUGCCGACCGUGUGAUCCUUAAGAUAUUCGUAACAGAAGAACCCACUGAAAAGGCCAUUUAUAUAGGAAUGAGACCCCUGGAUGCACUCACCUCUCACAUAAUUCUCGAAUAUAUGGAAAAGGUCCAUCAGAGUACCGAACUGUUUCACUCAUCCGAGGUCCUACAAGUGAGAGCAUACUUGUUUCACCCUAUGGAGGGGCGAGGGAGACAACAUAAUCCUGCAGGAAUGGGAAUUGAUGAUAUUGGUUAUUUCAAACAAAAGAGUAUCAUCGACAUCAACAUCGGAGAGAGUUGCCUUCCAAUAUCUUUAAUAAUUGGUAAGUGCCUUUUACUUGAUGGGUCUGAAGCUGAUGCAAAAAUUUUAAACUACAAGAGAUCAAAGGGUACCUUAAAACUUGAUGCACGUAGAUUUGUCCUUGAUCACGGUAUGAAAAUCUCUUCAGAUGGAACGUAUAACUUAGAACUUAUACAUAAAUUUGUUAAAAAAGUAUCAUAUCUGUAUAGAGUAGUAAUUUACAAUGAUUUACAUAAUUUCAAAAGUAUUCUACUAUCUACCAAGAAAACUUCUGAGAACCAAAAUCAAACAAUUAAUUUAUUUUACUUUGAGGAUCAAACUAAAAAUGUGAAGCAUUUCUUUUGUAUCAAGAAUCUUAAGGGAUUUUUUAAUUUUAAGUUUCAGUGUAAUUACUGUGAUCAUCUGUACAACAAAACUCACAUUUGCCCCGAAAAAUGUAGGUUUUGCAACAAUAAUCCUCCAUGUCUCAAUGUCCCUGAAAUGAUUGAUUGCUUAAAUUGCAAUCGCAGAUUCCUUGGAGAAUCCUGCCUCUAUUUUCAUAUUGAAAAUGGAACAUGUAAUGAAGUCAAAAUGUGCAAGAAUUGUGACAAAAUUUACAAGACUUGUGAACCUCACCAAUGUUUCACAACACUUUGUAAUAUUUGUUACAAACAAGUUACAAGUCCUCAUUACUGUUUCAUUCAACCUCUAAAAAGGAAAGCCCCUAAUGAAUUUUCAUUAAUUUUCUAUGAUUUUGAGUGCGAACUUGUAGACAGGGGAAAUGGAUAUUCUGAUCAUAUUCCAAAUUUGUGUGUAGCACAUGAAGUUUGUCAUUUAUGUGCAAAAUCUGCAGAGUCUAAUUCUGAAUGUCCAAAUUGUAAUCCAUCGGUCAAAAUUUUUGAAAAUGAUGAUUCCGGAUCAUCUUGUACAGAAAUGAUAAAUACUGAUCGUUGCACACACUCUGACGAUGAGAGAUCCCUUACCGGAUUCUGGUCGUUAGAUGAAAUCCGAAUGGCUGCCAGUCACGGUUACACUGUUAUUAAAGCUUUCGAGGUUUGGUCCUACCAGACUGUGCAGUACAAUCGGGACACUAACGAAAGGGGUCUCUUUGCCGAUUUUGUGGAUAAUUUCCUCAAAAUUAAACAGGAAUCAAGCGGAUGGCCAUCAGGAAUAGAAUCUGAUGAAGCAAAAGAGGAAUAUAUCCGCGAAUAUUUAGAAAAGGAAGGGAUACAAUUGGAUAAGGAAAAAAUCUGUGUUAAUAAAGGGUUGCGAUUGCUUACCAAACUG
Messenger RNA from Phlebotomus papatasi, 2316 nucleotides. RefSeq lists its product as uncharacterized. The record is from RefSeq and is a predicted model, not a curated record. The transcript is spliced from 4 exons. The annotation marks the transcript as partial. Lineage: Eukaryota; Metazoa; Arthropoda; Insecta; Diptera; Psychodidae.